CUUUUUUGUGCAACAAUUAAACUGUAAUGUAAAUGUAAAGUGACGCCUUAUUGAGUGGAUAUAUAAUUAUUUAGUAACACUAGAUGUCCAGCUGGAUAUUGCUAAACGAUAUGGCUACAACAAUGUUGCUCAGUUUUAUGAUGAUUUUUCUGUUCCAUGGAAUUCGUUGUAUGGAAACAGAUGAACGUCUUUCGACUCUGGAAGUAAAUGAACAAAGCUUAACCUCAAGUAUUGUCACAAUACAACAUAAGUUGCUAUCUUGGAACCAACAACAUCAGUGUGUAAAACCAGUAUCAUGCCUUGACAUCUAUUUUGAAGACCGUCGAAAUCCAAGCGGAGAGUAUGUAAUUUAUCAACGGGAAUAUGCUGUAAAAGUGUACUGUUCAUUCGAGGGAGAUUAUGGAUUCACCUUUAUUUCAAGAAAGUCUGCAGAUGCAGUUAUUGACGUAAAUGCAUUAUACAGCACUAAUGAAUUUGCAAAAUUACGAGUUCUAAAGCGAACUGGAGAGCAAAGGGAGGUACUUGUAGAAAAUUUGUUAUCAUUUCAAAACUUGUCCAAACUUUUGUUUGCAAUGAAUAGUCAUGAUAAAUAUAAAGGACCGUCUCAAGAGAAUUCUGGACUUCAUCCAUAUCUUUUUCUUGGCUUCCUUCCAAUCAACCUGGCCGAAAAUCGAAACUCCCAAGGAUAUCGCGCUAAAGACAUGGACUUCACGUUUGUAAAUUGCGAUGGAAACCCUAACAGCUAUAUCUCAUUUUUCUUCAACCCAAAACGUGCAUCCCCAGGUUCUGUUGGUUCAGCAAAUGAUUUCAUGACACAUUGGAUUACAUCUUCUAUAGCAAUUGAUUAUCCUAAAUAUAUGGACAGCAGUUUUUAUAUGGAUUGGGAGAUGCAUAUGGGUGGCUGUGGUGGAUUUCUGACGUCAAGAGUAUUAAACAUCAAAGCAGCAUUAGGGUUACCGUUUGCUAUUCCCAAGGUAUAGGAAGAUGGCUGGGAAGACGUUCUAUAUAUGAAAGUACAGUUUGACUAGGGCAUUGUAAAUAUAUAAUUGUCGGAAUUUUUUGAAACCUUUUUUCCAAUAAGAAGGACGUUUUUCGCCCAUAUAUAUUGUGCAAAUUUAUUAACUGUGACAAUGGUAUCAAUAAACCUGUCAGUUUAAGUAUA
Molecule: messenger RNA, 1162 nt
Organism: Mytilus californianus (California mussel)
Lineage: Eukaryota; Metazoa; Mollusca; Bivalvia; Mytilida; Mytilidae
Exons: 4
Coding region: 84-980 (298 amino acids)
Source: RefSeq, a predicted model, not a curated record